This is a messenger RNA of Penicillium chermesinum, 732 nucleotides long. RefSeq lists its product as uncharacterized. Lineage: Eukaryota; Fungi; Ascomycota; Eurotiomycetes; Eurotiales; Aspergillaceae. The record is from RefSeq and is a predicted model, not a curated record. The transcript is spliced from 3 exons. Bases 1 to 732 code for a protein of 243 amino acids.
AUGCCUGUCUCGGUCGCUAUCAUUGCCGGUGCAGGCCCUGGAACCGGCGGCGCCAUCGCUCGUCGAUUCGCUCAAGCUUAUCCGGUCGUGCUCCUCGCGCGGUCGCAAGCCUCGCUGGAUCCCAUUUCUCGCGAUAUCACGGCGAACGGCGGGUCUGCCCUCAGCAUUCCGACCGAUGUGACCAGCCCGACAAGCAUGGGGUCCGUGAUUGAUCAGAUCAAAGCUCGUUUCGGAGACGAUGCGGACAUCGCGGCGGCCAUCUACAAUGUCGCCAGCAAGUUCACUCGCAAGCCUUUCCUCGAAACGAGCGCAGAUGAAUUCAUCAGUAGCCUCGAGCCCAGUGUCAAGGGCGCGUUCAACUUCGCCCAAGCGACUCUGCCCUUGAUGCUGCAUGGAGGAAAGGGCCAAUACCCGCCGACUUUGAUCUUCACUGGUGCCACUGCUGCGUUGAAGGGAGGCUCGGGGCUCUCCUCGUUCGCCAUGUCCAAAUUUGGCAUUCGUGCCAUGUCGCAGUCGCUGGCCCGGGAGUUUGGUCCGCAAGGGGUUCAUGUCUCCCAUGCCAUCAUUGACGGCAUCAUCGACACUGAAAAGACCCGGGGAAUCAAUGAUGAUAAACCAGACGCGAAGAUUGACCCAACCUGGAUUGCCGAGUCCUAUUGGUUCUUGCACACGCAGCCAAGGACAACAUUUACUCACGAGAUUGACUUGCGGCCGUAUUCCGAGACUUGGUAG